GGCGAGAGUGAGCGGAUGGCGGAUUCCGCACACGCCAGGCAGCCCGGGAUGCUUUCUUUUUCAUCCUCUUCUGGCCGCAGGGAUGGCUCUGCUCCAGAGAAGAGUGAGGAGAAGCCUAAGAAAAGGGCUUUCUAUCUCGUGAGGAUGAAGCCGCUGAAGGAGCCGAUUACCACUGCCAACAACAACAACGUGUCUUUUGUGAUCCACUGUCACAUAGGCAAGGAGAUCAAACACAUAUGCAGCAACUGCAGUCGCGGGGAAGAAACCCGUGACGCUGAAGAAGUGGAGAGACUGGCUGCAAUGCGCUCGGACUCGCUGGUUCCAGGGACGCACACCCCUCCGAUCAGGAGGAGAAGCAAGUUUGCUACUCUAGGAAGACUUUUCAAGCCAUGGAAAUGGAGGAAGAAGAAGAGUGAGAAGUUCAAGCACACAUCAGCAGCACUUGAAAGAAAAAUAUCAAUGCGGCAAAGCAGAGAGGAGCUUAUCAAGAGAGGAGUGUUGAAGGAAAUUUUUGAUAAAGAUGGGGAACUUCCCAUACAAAACGAAGAAGGAUCACUGGAGAAUGGGCAGGCUUUGAGUUCCAGCCAGGCUUCGCUCCCAACCCUCUCUGAAUUGGAGCCAUGUUCUGCAUCUGGGGAUUCCUGUCCAUAUGAAGUACUCCCAACUCCAGAGAUCAUGGAUGGAACAGUGUCUGAAGAGAGCCCCACGUCCAGUGGAUCUGGAGUCCACCUAUCUCAAGACCCUUCAUCUAAACCAGUCUUGCUACUUCCCCCUAAAAAAACUGCUGCUUUCUCUGGAGACCAUGAGGACACCCCAGGGAAACAGCUCUCCCUCCUCAAACAGCCCCCUGCCCUGCCUCCUAAACCCAUGGCCAGGAUUGCCAACCACUUAGCUGAUCCUGGUGCUCCUGUGAAACUGCCUUGUAUGCCAGUCAAACUGUCGCCUCCGCUACCUCCAAAGAAAGUCAUGAUUUGCAUGCCUUUAGGGGGACCAGACCACUCCCUCACCUCCUAUUCCACACAGAAGAGCUCCCAGCAAUCGUUGGCUUCACAUCACCACACGGUCCUACCAUCCCAGUUAGCGCACCAGCAUCAGUACGGCAGCCACAGCCCACACUUGCCUUCCGGAUCCAGCACGUUACCCAUUCACCCUUCGGGGUGUCGCAUGAUCGAGGAGUUGAAUAAGACACUGGCCAUGACUAUGCAGAGGCUAGAAAGCUCUGGUUUACACGGGGGUGACAGUGUCACAAAAACCGGACCCGGGGGCCUUUCGGACAUGAGACAAGUGCCAACUGUUGUGAUCGAAUGCGAUGACAAUAAAGAAAAUGUGCCUCAUGAAUCUGACUAUGAAGAUUCUUCAUGCCUCUACGCACGAGAAGAUGAGGAUGAGGAUGAAGAGGAAGAUGAGGACAGCUCAUUAUUUACAAGUUCCCUGGCAAUGAAGGUCUGCAGGAAAGAUUCUUUAGCCAUCAAACUGAGCAACAGGCCAUCCAAACGAGAACUGGAGGAAAAGAACAUCCUCCCCAUGCAAACCGACGAGGAGAGGCUUGAGCUGAGGCAGCAAAUUGGGACAAAGCUGACAAGGCGAUUGAGCCAGAGGCCGACUGCUGAAGAAUUGGAGCAGAGGAACAUCCUUAAACCUCGCAAUGAGCAAGAGGAGCAGGAAGAAAAACGGGAGAUAAAGAGAAGAUUAACACGCAAGCUAAGUCAAAGGCCUACAGUGGAAGAGCUGCGGGAACGGAAAAUUCUCAUCCGCUUUAGCGAUUACGUGGAAGUGGCAGAUGCUCAGGACUAUGACAGACGGGCAGAUAAACCAUGGACGCGGCUCACGGCUGCUGACAAAGCAGCAAUACGCAAAGAGCUCAAUGAAUUUAAAAGCACUGAAAUGGAAGUUCAUGAAUUAAGCAGGCAUUUAACAAGGUUUCACAGACCAUAGAAACGGAGUACUCCGCCAUCUUCAAAACGUAACUGAAAAGAACCAUAAGUGCUGGUAUCGUUCACUUCUCUGUUACGUACAAUGUAAAUCUUCUGAACUGCCUUUUUAAAAUCAAUAAAGACAUGAAGGAAAACAAUGUUUUCCUACACUGGGUAGAACGACAUCAUGAAACCUGUUGGCACAACAUUCAGCAACUGAGCCACCCGGGGCAAGAAUCAUGCCAGGAAUUGGCACUUAUAUUUAAAACUCUGCUGUGUGGGUUCCCCUCUACUCAUCCAAGACCAGCCAUUCAUGCAUACGGUCUUUCUUCAGUCCCCUGCUAAUCCCUUCAAGCAUCUCUUGUCUGACUCCAAAGAAAGCUGCGGCCUUUGGUGUUGACUUGGGCAUAAACAUGCUGGACAAAAGCUCCAAUGAGGACUACCAUUCUUCUGGCUCCACACUUCUACCAACACACUUCUUCCUGUUUAAGAGCACCUUAGAAAGAGGAUGGUGGGGGGAACGAAGA
Molecule: messenger RNA, 2440 nt
Organism: Elgaria multicarinata webbii
Lineage: Eukaryota; Metazoa; Chordata; Lepidosauria; Squamata; Anguidae
Gene: PHACTR1
Product: phosphatase and actin regulator 1
Exons: 13
Coding region: 16-1935 (639 amino acids)
Biological process (GO): cell motility; stress fiber assembly
Molecular function (GO): actin binding
Source: RefSeq, a predicted model, not a curated record